AUGAAGGUGCUAGGCACGAUUACUAUCACCGAAAUUGACUCGAGCGUCGAUUUUCAACAGCUUCAGUUGGCAGUUAUCUCAUUGUACCACUUUUCUCCUGAAACGCUUUUUACGUUGAAAUGGGUGGACGAUGAAGGUGAUCCGUGCUUGUUAACUGGGGACUCUGAGCUCAGGGAAGCUGUCAGACUGUAUCAACUGAACAAGGAACCAUUUCUUCUUGUUCAUGUUUUUAUUGGAGCCCCACCAGAACCGGGUAUGCCCUGCCCCGGAGAAGAUUGCAAGAUGUAUCGUCGUGGGGCCAAACGCUGGAAUAAAAAGUUCUAUCAUCUUAAGGGCCACAAUUUUCUUGCCCGCCGUUUUAAUAGAAAUGCCAUUUGUGCUUACUGUGAAGACCGAAUAUGGGGUUUGGGUCAGCAAGGCUACAAGUGCAAUGCGUGUAAGCUACUUAUUCAUAAGAGAUGUGCUCCUUCGGUUGAUUUCCGCUGUGGAGAAGUAGCUCCUGCCCAUGAAGUUGUCCGUCAACGUCCAGUUACUGUUAAUGGUGUUGGGGCUGAAGAAAUGCUUGUCGCAGAUGGAAUUCAAAACAAUGCUUUUAUAGCUUCGGAUCGUGAGGUAUACGAUAGUCCCGCUUCUAGUCGUAAAAACAAGCAGGGUGCCAAAGCAGCUCCCGACGCUCUUGUAAUCCCCGAAGUGCCGGUAAAGUCAGAACAGGUGGGUCUGGAUCACUUCAAGCUUCUUCGUGUGAUCGGCCGAGGCAGCUACGCGAAGGUGUUUCAGGUGGAGUACAAACCUACUGGCAAGAUUUAUGCGAUGAAAGUUAUUAAAAAGGAGAUCAUCACUGACGAGGAGGAUAUUGAUUGGGUUCAAACCGAGAAGCACGUCUUUGAAAGCGCCAGCAAUCAUCCUUUUCUAGUCGGUCUGCACUCCUGCUUCCAAACGCCAAGCCGGCAAUGUGCGAAGCUUUUCUUCGUGAUUGAGUUCAUAAACGGAGGCGACCUCAUGUACCACAUGCAGCGUCACCUCCGACUCCCAGAGGAGUACGCGAAGUUCUACGCCGCCGAGAUCUGCAUUGCGCUGAACUUCCUUCACGAACGUCAAAUCGUCUACCGUGACCUCAAGUUAGAUAAUGUUUUAAUGGACCUCGAGGGCCACAUCAAACUGACGGACUACGGCAUGUGCAAGGAGGGCAUCUCUGAAAACAACCUCACUUCCACGUUUUGUGGCACUCCCAACUACAUUGCUCCUGAAAUUCUCCGCAGCGAAAGUUAUAGCUUCAGUGUAGACUGGUGGGCCUUAGGAGUCCUGAUGUUUGAAAUGGUCUCCGGGAGGUCUCCGUGGGAGGGCGUUGGUGUCUCCAACAAUCCCGACCAUAACACCGAAGACUAUCUCUUCCAAGUUAUUCUCACAAAACCCAUCCGGUAUCCUCGCUCGAUCUCAGUUCAAGCAAGUAAUAUCCUUCAACGGUUCCUCAAUAAGGCAAGCUUGGACCCUGUUGAGCGCCUUGGCUGUCCCCCGAAUUCCAACUUUGCAGACAUCCAGAACCAGCCAUUCUUUAGGUCCAUCGAUUGGGUGGCUCUCGAACAAAAGCGCGUUCAGCCACCUUAUCGGCCUGAAAAGGCUGAUGACUACAGCCUAAUCCACUUUGAUCCCACUUUUACAAACGAAGAGGUCUGCUUCACACCCGAUGAUCCCGAAGUUAUACGGGCAAUCGACCAAUCGGAGUUCGAUGGUUUCGAGUACCUCAAUCCCUUGCUAAUAAAAACGGCGGAGACCGUUUAA
Molecule: messenger RNA, 1779 nt
Organism: Mesocestoides corti
Lineage: Eukaryota; Metazoa; Platyhelminthes; Cestoda; Cyclophyllidea; Mesocestoididae
Source: the annotation of a GenBank genome assembly